CUCCGUGCCUGUUUGUACUCAAGCACUGUGAAAACUUGCAUCAUCCAGGAGGGGGGACAAAACAGCAGCCGAACAUAAAUGGGCACGACAGAAGUAACCUAUAGGAUAUUUAAUUGUUCCAGAGGAAGCGCCUCCCCCAGAUGUGAGUCGGCCGGUCACAGUUGAGUGUACAAAGCGGCAGACGGGCGGAGGACUCGCGGGGACAUCCAGUUUGCCGGUGUGGAGGUGUCUCCGUGUAAAUGUACACGUUGAGCAAAGUGCAAGGUCCCCUCAGUGCACGUACAGAUAUGAGCUCUGACCGACUCUAGCGACUGCUGCUCCUCGUGUCUCCCUCUCAGCUAGCUUUUAUGUGCCUUUUUACACUGUGAUUUUUUUUUUAAUAUAAGCUAGUUUAACUUUUAAACCAAAGAUGUCGUGCCUUUUACUGGGAGUCAUACGAAAGAAGGGUGGUUUCGGGGCGAGCGUCGGGGUUCGAUCUCUGGCCUCAAUCCCGUCGCUGCCACCCGCAGUGGCCGACUUUGUGAAGGGGGCUGUGGAGGAGUGUAAGCCUACCAAUGUACACGUGGUGACUGGGACGCCGGAAGAGACGGCCAACAUCCUGGCAGGUCUGGAGAGGGAUGGCAUGGUCAAGAAGCUUCUCAAAUAUGAGAACUGUUGGUUGGCACGUACAGACCCAAAAGAUGUGGCCCGAGUGGAGAGCAAGACUGUGAUAGUGACCAAGAAGCAGAGAGACACGAUCCCCAUCCCUGCUGCAGGGGUGAAAAGCCAGCUGGGUAGCUGGAUGAGUGAGUCUGACUGGCAGAAAGCCAGAGAGGAGCGUUUCCCUGGCAGCAUGGCCGGCCGGACUAUGUAUGUGAUCCCCUUCAGCAUGGGUCCCGUAGGCUCAGCUCUGACCAAAUAUGGUGUCCAGGUGACGGACUCCCCGUAUGUUGUGGCCAGUAUGGGUAUCAUGACGCGUAUGGGCACUCCUGUUCUCAAUAAACUGGCUGAGGGAGUGGAGUUUGUCCGCUGUCAGCACUCCGUGGGGCGACCUUUACCUCUCAAAGCUCCUCUGGUGAACUCGUGGCCCUGCAACCCAGAAAAGGUGCUGAUAUCCCACCUGCCCGACACCAGGCAGAUCCUCUCCUUCGGCAGUGGCUAUGGAGGGAACUCUCUCCUUGGGAAAAAGUGCUUUGCCCUGCGCAUCGCCUCCCGCAUUGCCAAAGAUGAAGGCUGGCUGGCUGAGCACAUGCUGAUCCUAGGAAUCACCAGUCCUCAGGGUGUGAAGCGAUACAUCGCAGCUGCCUUCCCCAGCGCUUGUGGUAAAACCAACCUAGCCAUGAUGAAACCAGCUCUACCAGGCUGGAAGGUUGAGUGUGUAGGCGACGACAUUGCCUGGAUGAAGUUUGACAGCCAAGGUAAACUGAGGGCCAUCAACCCAGAGAACGGGUUCUUUGGCGUGGCCCCGGGCACCUCCAACAAGACCAACCCCUACGCCAUGGCUACUAUUGUUAAAAAUACUGUGUUCACCAAUGUUGGUGAAACCAGCGAUGGGGGGGUGUGGUGGGAAGGACUCGACCCCCCUCCUGCUGACAUGGCGCUCACAGAUUGGCAUGGCAAAACCUGGAAACGAGGAAGCUCAACACUCUGCGCCCACCCCAACUCCCGUUUCUGUGCACCAGCGGCUCAGUGUCCCAUCAUUGACCCCCAGUGGGAGAGUGAGGAGGGUGUCCCCAUUGAUGCCAUCAUCUUUGGUGGGAGGAGGCCAGAAGGAGUCCCAUUGGUCUACGAGUCUUUGAACUGGCAGCACGGAGUAUUUAUUGGAGCUGCAAUGAGGUCUGAGGCCACAGCAGCUGCUGAGCAUAAAGGUAAGGUGAUCAUGCACGACCCCUUCGCCAUGCGGCCGUUCUUCGGCUACAACUUUGGAGACUACCUCGCUCACUGGCUGAGCAUGCAGAGCCGUAAGGCCCCCACUCAGCUGCCCAAGAUCUUCCACGUCAACUGGUUCAGAAAGGACCCGGCAACCGGCGCCUUCCUGUGGCCUGGCUUCGGUGAGAACGCCCGCGUGCUAGAGUGGAUCUUCAAACGCUGCGGCAGAGAGAGAGAGGACGAGGCAGCCAAAAAGAGCAUCAUCGGCUGGGUGCCACAAGAUGGCGCCAUCGACACUAAAGGUCUGGGCAGCAAGGUAGAUAUGGGCGCACUGUUUGACGUGCCCAAGCCUUUCUGGCAGAAGGAGACCCAGGAAUUGAAAGCCUACUUUACUCAGCAGGUUGGCGCUGACCUGCCAGCGCAGGUGGAGGCUGAGCUCAAGGCACUGGAGGAUAGAGUACACAAUUAAAAAGCCUCCUGACAGCAAGUAAACAAAGAAGCAGGGAGGGAGGUACUCAGGAAGCAGAAUUCACAUCAUGAAGGUGUAAUCAGAACUAGUGACCCGAGUUUACAUACACAAAAAUUUAUAAAUGAAUAAAUAAACAAAAAAUGGGUAGAAUGAAUCUUAUGUUGAGGAUUCAGUCAUAAAACCAGCAAUAAUGUGAAUAUCAAACUUUCCCUGUGUAUGAAAACGCAGUCAGUGACUCCUGCCUGUCCCUUUGCAAAGAGAAUUGAGAUGUGAGAUUAUCAGUACAACACCUUCUGUUUUUGGACAUCAUUUUACACUGUUGCCAUAACACUUGAGGCUGCUGCUGGGUUGGUAGGUGGAACAUCGUACUGGAGUGCAACCAAUGGUGCCUUUUAAGAGUUUUAACAAUAAUGAGUUCAGGCUGCAAAUGUUUACAGGCUGAAGCCCAAAGAUUUAUUUUUUAUUUUUUUUUAGAAAGAAGAUGCAGUCAGAACAUUUUUAAUUCAUUAAAAUAACAUUUUAAAGGAUUAUUUUUAUCACCACUUUUUAACACUUAACAUAUAUAUGUAUAUGUAUACACAUGUACACAUCAGAAGAAAGGAUUUUGUUUUAUACAUGAUUUGAAACACUGACUGCUGGGUUAUUUUAUCAUUGGCGGGGAUGGUGUUAAAUACACUAAAUGCACAUACAUUAUCCAGCUCUCAUGAAAUGUCAUUUUAAUGUUAAAAUGAAAAAAAAAAAACCCUUAAAAAUGCAUUAGCUGUUCAAAAGUGAAAAGUUUAGCGGGUUUUCACUGAGGCCAAAGAUCACUAUGCAUUAUUCAUCUCGCCACUCGCAUGAUUUGAUUUCAAGCGACGUUUACUUGCAGUACGUGAAACGUUGGACCAAUUCAAGUCACUGAGAUUAUAAGGUAUUUGUAGAAGUUGUACGCCGAGGAUUUUAUUACAGUGCAAUGAAUAAACCUCUUUCAAGGCA
This is a messenger RNA of Pundamilia nyererei, 3292 nucleotides long. RefSeq names its product phosphoenolpyruvate carboxykinase 2 (mitochondrial) (gene pck2). The transcript is spliced from 11 exons. The record is from RefSeq and is a predicted model, not a curated record. The coding region runs from base 410 to 2317 and encodes 635 amino acids. Gene Ontology annotation, molecular function: manganese ion binding; GTP binding; phosphoenolpyruvate carboxykinase (GTP) activity. NCBI's taxonomy places the organism in Eukaryota, Metazoa, Chordata, Actinopteri, Cichliformes, Cichlidae. Gene Ontology annotation, cellular component: cytosol. Gene Ontology annotation, biological process: cellular response to glucose stimulus; response to starvation; gluconeogenesis.